GAACGGCCAUUCAUAAUGCGAAAACCUGACUAUUUUGGCAAUGAUACCAAUGAAAAAUACGAAGGUUUCACCAUGGACCUCAUCAAAAGAUUAUCAACUGACCUGAAGUUCGAGUUCAGGAUAUAUCAGAGCCCAAACAAUCGAUAUGGAGCAGAUGAUGGCAAUGGUAACUGGGACGGAAUGAUCGGAGAGAUUAUGGCUGGGAAUGCAACUUUGGCCUUUGGAGCAAUGUCAAUCACUUCCAGUCGUGAGGCUGUCAUCGACUUUAGCUUGGGCGUAAUCAGUACUGGGGUCAACUUACUAAUAAAGAAGCCCAAAGAAAAUUUUAAUAUUUUCCAGUUCAUGAUGCCUUUCUCACUGGAGUUGUGGAUGGCUAUACUGGGAGCAUCAGCUUCAGUUAGUCUUGUUUUCUAUAUCUUGGACUACGGCAGCGAGGACAGAAGAUUUACCAUCAAA
Candidula unifasciata is the source of this 456-nucleotide messenger RNA. Lineage: Eukaryota; Metazoa; Mollusca; Gastropoda; Stylommatophora; Geomitridae. The record is from the annotation of a GenBank genome assembly.